UCAGCUCAGGUGGGUGUCUGUGGUGCAGUGCCUCUGGGAAAGCCAGUGAGAGGAUACAGCACACCUGCGCAGGUGUCGCCGCCCCGCCUGGGAGUCCUGGUUCUUUUGGCACCGUGGGAACUGGGCCGGCUCCAGUGGAGAGGACGCAGCAUGGGGAACCGGGUCACCAGGGAUGACUUUGAGUGGGUCUAUACAGAUCAACCUCAUACAGAGAGAAGGAAGGAGAUCUUGGCCAAGUACCCUGAGAUCAAGAAGCUAAUGGGUCCAGAUCCCCAGCUGAAGUGGGUGGUGUCCCUGAUGGUGCUGACCCAGCUGGUGGCCUGCUACUUGGUGAAGGACCUGCCUUGGAAGUGGGUCUUCUUCUGGGCUUACGCCUUCGGGGGCUGCCUCAACCACUCCAUGACGCUGGCCAUCCACGACAUCUCCCACAACGUGGCCUUCGGCAACAAGGAGGCCAAGUGGAAUCGCCUUUUCGGCAUGUUCGCCAACCUGCCCAUCGGGGUCCCCUACGCCACCUCCUUCAAGAAGUACCACGUCGACCACCACCGCUACCUGGCCGGGGACGGGCUCGACGUGGACGUCCCCACGGCCUUCGAGGGACGGUUCUUCCACUCGCCGCCCCGCAAGAUCCUCUGGCUUUUCCUGCAGCCCGUCUUCUACAUCCUGCGGCCCCUCUACGUCAACCCCAAGCCCUUCACCGGCCUGGAGGUGAUCAACGUCGCCGUGCAGCUGGCUUACGACCUCUUGAUCUACUCCUUGUGGGGGCCCAAGCCCGUCUUCUACAUGAUCGCCGGCUCCACGCUGGCCAUGGGGAUCCACCCCAUCUCCGGACACUUCAUCGCUGAGCACUACAUGUAUCUCAAGGGCUACGACACCUUCUCCUACUACGGCCCCUUGAACUGGCUGACCUUCAACGUGGGUUAUCACAUGGAGCACCACGAUUUCCCCAGCAUCCCGGGCAGCAGGCUGCCGCUGGUGAAGAAGAUUGCUGCUGAGUACUACGACCAUUUGCCCUACCACACCUCCUGGGUCUGCGUCCUCUGGGACUUCAUCUUCUGUGACUCGCUGGGGCCCUUUGCCCGCGUGAAGAGGAAGUACAAAGUGGCCAAGGCGGAGUGAAACAAGAGGGUCACCCAACAGAGCUCCCAGCUCUCCAGCCUCUCAGGGACGGGGGGAGGUUUGACAUCAGGGGAGUUAUUUAUACCUGUUGCCUAAUACCAGAUGUGUACGCGCUUCAUUUAAGGGUCAAAUAUUGUCAAAGACUCCACUGACUGAGACAUGAGUCAUUAGGCAGCCUCACUGGGCCACGGGAGCAUGCCUCCUGACUCCUCGGCUGGUGUACAACUACCCACGCUCCUCCCAGCAACCAACACAGGGCAUGUGGCCAAUGGUACUGGGGCAUGGCUGAGAAGGGGGUGUGGUAGGGCCUGGGAUCCCCAGCUGCUGUUAACAAUCAGUGUAUAUCUGUGCCAUGGACUAGCUUAGCAUCCAGAUGGCUUUCCUGCCACCUUCAUUCCCCCCCACCCCAGACUUCUUAUCAAAUGGUCCCCUGCCAAUCUGGAGCAUCAGCUGGUACGUGUACAUAGGUAUUACUACGGGCCACCAAAGAUAGCUCAAGUCUAGGCUGUAGCUUUACAGGCCUGAUUCCCCGCUCCCUCAAAGCGGUGUGAAUCUGGAGUGACCCCCAUUGAAACCAGUGCCAUUGAACAAGCAUAAAUCAGGAAUAACUCCACGGGAGUCAGUGGGGCUGAUUCAUGCCUCCCUCACCUUGCCCUAGCACUGAUGUAAAUGAAACGAGAAUUGGGCCCCUUAUAAAAUGUGAACUGUAAUAAGUGCAUCCCCAGAUCUGCAAGAAAGGACCGUGCAUACAUAAUGCAAAGAUACAGCCCUACUUAAUUAGUCAUGUUCCUUAUAUUAAAAGUAACUCGAGGAGAA
This is a messenger RNA of Chrysemys picta bellii (western painted turtle), 1935 nucleotides long. Its product is annotated as sphingolipid delta(4)-desaturase/C4-monooxygenase DES2-like. Lineage: Eukaryota; Metazoa; Chordata; Testudines; Emydidae. The record is from RefSeq and is a predicted model, not a curated record. Gene Ontology annotation, cellular component: membrane. Gene Ontology annotation, biological process: ceramide biosynthetic process; sphinganine metabolic process. Gene Ontology annotation, molecular function: sphingolipid delta-4 desaturase activity.